This is a messenger RNA of Labrus bergylta (ballan wrasse), 4798 nucleotides long. RefSeq names its product WD repeat-containing protein 47-like. The record is from RefSeq and is a predicted model, not a curated record. NCBI's taxonomy places the organism in Eukaryota, Metazoa, Chordata, Actinopteri, Labriformes, Labridae. Gene Ontology annotation, molecular function: protein binding.
UGCGGCUGCAUCGGUCCGCAUGGCAACCGCGAGCUGUGUACCUACAAGGGGGCAAGAGAAACCUUUUUUUUUUUUAGAGACGCUACCUGGGACUUUAGACGUUCACGCACCCUUUUAUUGUUCUCAGCUGCGUUGACACUUUGACAUUUGGAGCCUGCAGACGGAUUGGAGCGGCUUUUAAUGCGGCGCGUCGUUGGCGCAGACUGACAGGUGCUGUAUCGUCAACAACAUCGUCUGUCUCCUCUUCUCUCCAUCUGUGUUUCAGCCAGAGCUGAAAGCUGCCACCACACAUCUGUAACCAUGACUGCAGAGGAGAUGAUCAACAUCAAGGAGGCAGAGGUGAUCAAGCUGAUGCUGGACUUUCUAAACUCCAGGAAGCUGCACAUCAGCAUGCUGGCUUUAGAGAAGGAGAGCGGUGUCAUCAACGGCCUCUACUCCGAUGACAUGCUCUUCCUCAGGCAACUUGUUCUUGACGGCCAGUGGGAGGAGGUGAUGCAGUUUAUUCAACCUCUGGAAGGAAUGGAGAAGUUUGACAAGAAAAGGUUCCGCUACAUCAUUCUGAAACAGAAGUUUCUGGAAGCUCUGUGUGUAAAUAAUGCCAUGUCUGCUGCUGAAGACCCUAAGAAUCUGGAGCUCAGCAUGCAGGAGGCGGUGAAGUGCCUCAACAGUCUGGAGGAGUUCUGCCCGACCAAAGACGACUACAGCAAGCUGUGCCUCCUCCUCACCCUGCCGCGCCUCACCCACCACGCAGAGUUCAAAGACUGGAACCCGAGCACGGCACGUGUCCAUUGCUUUGAGGAAGCCUGCACCAUGGUGGCCGAGUUCAUCCCUGCGGACAGGAAGCUGAGUGAGGCCGGCUUCAGGGCGAGUGGGAACCGCCUGUUACAGCUGCUCAUCAAGGGGAUCCUUUACGAGUGCUGUGUCGAGUUCUGUCAGAGUAAAGCAACAGGUGAGGAGAUCACAGAGGGCGAGGUCUUGCUCGGUGUGGAUUUGCUCUGUGGAAACGGCUGUGAUGAACUGGACUUGUCGCUGCUGUCCUGGCUGCAGAACCUCUCUCCAGGUGCCUUCUCCUGCGCCUUCGAGCAGCAGACUCUCAAUAUCCACGUCGACCGCCUGGUGAAGCCCAGCAAGGCCGGCCACGCCGACCUCCUCACUCCUUUAAUCAACCGCCUGUCACCCUGCACUACCUCACCUUUCCACCAGAGGCCCCAUUCAGCAGACACCUACAUGUCCAGAUCCCUCAACCCAGCUUUGGACGGUCUGUCACAUGGUCUUGCAUCCCAGGAAAAGAGGGGCGUGGAGGCAAACGUUAAGUCUGCCCUCAGUCGGAGCCUUGUUGAGAAUAAUGUUCAUCAGGAGGAUGAUUCACCUGAAAGGAAGCAACGGUCAGGGCUGGAUGAACCCAACACCCCACGCGCGCCUCUGACUCCAGGAAAAGAUGGUGGACCACCCGGUGGCACAGAAACAAAUGAGCGUCUUGACUCCACCGAGCAUAUCCAGGAGUACUACAGACAGCGUCUCCGCGUGCAGCAGCAUCUGGAGCAGAAACAGCAGCAGCGACAGCUUUAUCAGCAGAUGCUGCUGGAGGGAGGCGUGAAGCCGCAGGAUGGAACACAAAACAACCUCACAGAGACUUUUCUCAGCAGGUCCAUUCAGAAGUUAGAGGAGAUGAAUGUGGGCAUCGACCACAGAGGAGACGAUGUGAUGUCACAUCUGGGCCAGCAGAGGAAUGGGCUCCCAGGGAACAGCAGCACCUCUAGCCCCAGAUCCACCAACACCCGACACACCCCAGAUACUGAGCCACUAAGGGAUAAGCCAGGUGGGUGGGCCAGCAGCACCCCAUCAAGGACUGGGAGUCAUGGUUUGCCCUCUCUCAGUGAGUCACCAGUCCCUGCAAGUAAGAGUGCUGAGAGGAUCAGUGGGUCCUGCGCGACACUCCAAGGUGACUCUGGCAGCUCUGGGACACGUAACUCAAAAGAGACAGCCAAGCCCAAAACACAGUUUGUUAAAGUGAGCCAGCUGGAGGACACACAGGCAGUGCGAGCCGUGGCUUUCCAUCCUGCUGGAACGCUCUACGCUGUCGGCUCCAACUCCAAAACCCUGAGAGUCUGCUCCUACCCAGAGACACUGACCCCAAGUUCGUCCAGUGCUUCUGGAGCUCUCAAGCAGCCAGUGGUGCGCUUCAGGAGGAACAAACACCACAAGGGUUCAAUCUACUGUGUAGCCUGGAGCCACUGUGGACAACUGCUGGCUACUGGCUCCAAUGAUAAAUAUGUCAAAGUCCUGCCUUUCAAUGCGGAGAGCUGCAAUGCCACAGGUCCAGACCUGGAGUUCAGCAUGCAUGAUGGUACCAUCAGGGACCUGGCCUUCAUGGAAGGCCCUGAGAGUGGAGGAUCCAUCUUGAUCAGUGCUGGGGCCGGAGACUGUAACAUCUACACAACCGACUGUCAGAGAGGACAGGGCCUCCACGCCCUUAGCGGACACACUGGUCAUAUUCUUACUCUUUACACCUGGGGAGGGUGGAUGAUCGCAUCUGGCUCCCAGGACAAGACUGUGCGGUUCUGGGACCUGCGGGUGCCCAGCUGUGUGCGGGUGGUGGGCACAACUCUGCACGGCUCAGGAAGUGCAGUUGCUUCUGUGGCGGUGGAUCCCAGCGGCCGCCUGCUGGCCACAGGUCAGGAGGACAGUACCUGCAUGUUGUACGACAUCAGAGGAGGCCGCAUAGUGCAGACAUACCGACCACACGGCAGCGACGUUCGCUCAGUGCGCUUCUCGCCUGGAGCCCAUAAUCUCCUCACUGGCUCCUAUGACAACAAAAUCAUCAUCAGUGACCUACAAGGUGACCUCACAAAGCCCCUCCCUCAGACGCUGGCAGGCGAGCAUUGGGACAAGGUGAUCCAGUGCAGAUGGCACCCUCAUGACCGGACCUUCCUCUCGUCGUCUGCAGACCGAACUGUGGUCCUCUGGACGCCCGGCCCCUGAGAUAUAUAUUCACUGGACAAACAUGUUAGCUGCAGCAGCAGGAGGCUGGAAGAACACAGUGUGAUGUAAUCACAUACUGCUGUGUGUGUGUGUGUGUGUGUGUUUGUGUGUGUAUGUAUGAGUGUUUUUUGUGUUAAAAUUUGACUACAUAGUUAGCUGUUAGCUGCUCACAGUUAACUGUGUGUGUAAUGCACUUUUUUGAGGGGGAAAUCACAGCCACUAAGUAGUUUUGUGUGUGUUUGUUGUUGUGUGUUUGUUUCCAUUCUGUUGUGUAUAUCUUUGUACGUCCAAGCAAAUGCAGCAUUCUGAAAAUAUGUUUCUUUGCACACGCCAUAACAAUGAGGAAACAUUGCGUGUUUAAUAUGAAUCUUUUAAUUCACGAUUCAUGUGAUAGUCAGUACCCUUUUUAGGGUAUGUGUUUGUGUGUGCAUGUGUGUGUUUGUGUGUUUCACUUCAAACCUUUCUGCUCUGGCUUUGGUAAGCAGAGCACAGAUAACACAGAUGUAGUUAGAACAUAGUGAUGACUGAUAAUGCCUGUUUUGAUAGGCAUGAGCAAGUUCACAAAGCACAUCUUCAAGUAAGUUCAUUUACAUUUUCUUCACAAUUCAAGUAAAUCUUUUUUAGAACUUCAAAACACACAUGGAUCACUACUGAAGUAACGAUGGUGAAACAAAGCGAGCUGCUAUUUCCAUACGAGAAGUGAGCUGGACUCUUUAGCCACAUUUUAGUUAUGCAUAUCAUAAUGUGCCUUUUGUAACAUUUGUAGAUAUUUUUGGACUUUUGCAUUUACUGAGAGAUGUAUUGUUUUAUUUUCAACUUUAUUUUGAUAUGAUCUCAUGCAUAGCCAUUUAAACAUUUUGUAACAUCACUUAUGAAGACAAUGAUUAUUUGAGUGCACUCAUAUUAACUAUGUAUGUUGUUUUCCCUGUGUCUGUCACUUUUAAAACUCAAAUGUUUAAAAAAAAAAAGGUUGCAUCUCAACGGUUGGAAUUCCAGUAUUAUUUUUAUACAUGACUCAAAACAUAUUUCCAUGCUGUGUUCCAGACAAACUAAGUAUAUUAACUGUAAAACGAGAAACAGUGCUGGAGCUUACGUUUUAGAAACUGCUUUUUGUAGCUCCUUCAUUAAUAAGCACAUCUGUUCUGUAAAUUCAAUGUGCUCAUUUUGUGCAGUUGAAAAGUUGCAUUGGGUGGCAAGAACUAUAGCAUUGAUUGCAGUGCAUAAAGUUGGAGCUGAUAAGGAAUUACAUUUUUGCCCCCCCCGUUUUCAGAGUUUAGAUGGUGAGUAGGGAUGCGUGGUCUCAGGAACAUUUUAGGAUGUAUAGAAAGCUUGGAAAAAGCAAUGAAGCUUGGAUUAAUCAAAGAAAUAUCAGGAAAAAGUCCAGACAAGAAGAAGGCACUUUAGGAUAAAGGCUGAUUGGAUUGCAAUAUGUAAAAUGACACAUCUUUGUCUUGAAGUGAUUUUAUUCCUCACUGUUACUGUGCACCUAUGCAGAAACCUGAUGGUUGUGAGAAGAAAAGGGGAUCGGGAGAGACCCAAUGUCAUUGGUUGUUGUGUUAAUCCUCAAAUGUACAUGAUUUGCUGCUCACGAUGCCAUUGAAACUGUCAUUAGAACGUGGUGUGGUUUUGAAAUGUGCAGACAAAUAUGUAACAAUGGACCUGGAAAGAGGUUAAUGGGGUUCAAACUGUGAACAAAGUUAUCGGCUUUUACCACGUAUUGGUCUUGCUUUUGAUUGAAUGAAGAAUUUUUUGAAGUUACAAGUUGGAACGUGUAAUGAACUGACUGAAUAAAGAUACAAAGUGCCAUCACACUGUU